Messenger RNA from Hibiscus syriacus, 1909 nucleotides. Its product is annotated as (+)-delta-cadinene synthase isozyme A-like. The transcript is spliced from 7 exons. NCBI's taxonomy places the organism in Eukaryota, Viridiplantae, Streptophyta, Magnoliopsida, Malvales, Malvaceae. The record is from RefSeq and is a predicted model, not a curated record. Gene Ontology annotation, biological process: diterpenoid biosynthetic process. Gene Ontology annotation, molecular function: terpene synthase activity; magnesium ion binding. The coding region runs from base 124 to 1800 and encodes 558 amino acids.
AUACUUACUCUCAUCCCGAAUCUCUGUUUUUAACCUUAUAAACAGUAGGCAAAGGCAGCAAACCAAUCUUUGUGUUAUUUGCUUCCAAGAACCCUACUCCUUCCCUUCAAGCUAUCUUUGAUAAUGGCUUCAACACAAGUUUCACAAGUUGCUGCUUCAUCCCUUCCCGUCAUUCCAACGGACACUGAAAACCGGCCCAAGGCCGACUUUCAUCCCGGCAUUUGGGGUGAUAUGUUCAUUCAAUGUCCCAAUAUGGAUAUUGAUGCUGCAACUGAAUUACAAUUCGAAGAAUUGAAAGAGCAAGUGAGGAAGAUGAUUGUGGGACCCGUUGAUGAUUUGAACCAAAAGCUGGCCUUCAUUGAUGCAGUUCAAAGAUUGGGUGUAAGUUAUCAUUUCGAGAAAGAGAUUGACGAUGAACUUGAGAAUAUUUACCAUGACAUGAAGAGCGAUGAUGUUGAGUAUGAUCUCUACACCACAGCUCUUCGAUUCCGAUUACUAAGACAACAUGGCUACCGUGUUUCCUGCGAGGCAUUCAACAUGUUCAAGGAUGUGGAAGGGAAUUUCAAGGCAUCACCGGCGAGUGAUGUGCGAGGAUUGUUGGAACUUUACGAAGCUUCCCAUAUGAGGAUCCAAGGGGAUGAUAUACUUGAGGAAGCCAUUUCUUUCACCAAAGCUCAACUUACCCUCUCAUUACCAGCAUUAGACCAUCUACUGUCGGAACAGGUCGAUCACGCCUUAAAGCAGUCGAUCCGAAGGGGGUUGCCGAGGGUUGAGGCCCGGAAAUUCAUUUCCGUAUAUGAAGACAUCGAAUCCCAUAACAAAGCACUGCUUCAGUUCGCAAAGAUUGAUUUCAACUUGCUGCAACUUUUGCAUAGGAAAGAGCUAAGUGAGAUCUGUAGGUGGUGGAAGGAUUUGGACUUUACAAGAAAGCUGCCAUUUGCAAGAGACAGAGUGGUGGAAGGGUAUUUUUGGAUUAUGGGAGUUUACUUUGAACCCCAAUACUCUCUUGGGAGAAAGUUUUUGACAAAAGUCAUAGCAAUGGCUUCCAUUGUGGAUGACACAUAUGAUUCAUUCGCAACAUAUGAUGAACUCAUUCCCUAUACAGAUGCAAUUGAAAGGUGGGAUCUUAAAUGCAUGGAUCAACUCCCGGAGUACAUGCAAAUAAGCUACAAGGCACUGUUGGACGUUUAUGAAGAAAUGGAACAAUUAUUGGUAGAUAAAGAGAGACAAUAUGGAGUCGAGUACGCUAAAAAAGCGAUGAUACGCCUUGCUCAAGCUUACCUUUUGGAGGCGAAAUGGACGCAUCUAAACUAUAAACCAACCUUCGAGGAGUUUAGGGAUAAUGCAUUGCCGACCUCGGGCUAUGCCAUGCUUGCCAUCACGGCGUUCGUCGGGAUGGGCGAUGUUAUAACCCCCGAGACCUUCAAAUGGGCAGCCAAUGACCCUAAGAUCAUCAAAGCCUCCACCAUUAUUUGCAGGUUCAUGGACGACAUUGCUGAACACAAGUUCAACCACAGGAGAGAAGACGAUUGCUCGGCCAUCGAGUGUUACAUGGAACAGUACGGCGUGACGGCACAAGAAGCAUACGAUGAAUUCAACAAACACAUCGAGAGUUCAUGGAAAGACGUAAACGAAGAGUUCUUGAAACCGACGGAAAUGCCGACACCGGUUCUUUCCCGGAGUCUCAACCUUGCGAGAGUUAUGGAUGUGCUUUACAGAGAAGGCGAUGGUUACACGCAUGUUGGGAAAGCUGCUAAAGGAGGGAUCACUUCUUUGUUGAUCGAUGCAAUCCCACUUUGAACAUUCAAAAUUUGACCUCUCUUCUCAAGAUGAUUUUCUACCAACUACUAUUCAUAAAGUUUGUACUGAACUGAAAAGAAAAGUCUAAAUUUAUAAUUUGUUUUUCUUU